Molecule: messenger RNA, 3154 nt
Organism: Paramormyrops kingsleyae
Lineage: Eukaryota; Metazoa; Chordata; Actinopteri; Osteoglossiformes; Mormyridae
Gene: snx4
Product: sorting nexin 4
Biological process (GO): positive regulation of autophagosome assembly; protein transport
Cellular component (GO): plasma membrane; early endosome membrane; SNARE complex
Molecular function (GO): phosphatidylinositol-3-phosphate binding
Source: RefSeq, a predicted model, not a curated record
AGUGACGUCCUGUGUUAAACAUUUUGGCCUCUGCAGCCUCCUACGCUAUUGGCAUCGCCAGGAAAGGAAAGCCUAAUUGCACUGGAAUCAAAAAGGGAAAACUCAGCUGAAGCUGCAUGCGAAAGGAGCCAGAUCUGGAAGAGGAGAGAGAAGUCGAGCAGAAGCUCAAGUGAAUCUGGAAGCGUAGAGGCUGCACUGAAACGGACGAGACGGACUCCGCAGACGUUGCGCUGAAGCCGACCGGACGGACUCCGCAGACGCUCCGCGGAGAUCACGUGACUCGUCGGACGCUAGGCUACGAUGGCGGAUUCCGGCGGCCCAGAGGCAGCUCAGCUUUCCAGCAAUGACCCAAAAGGCGAAUUGGGCGACGUGAUCCCUGAAGAAGCCAGAAGCCUGUUGAGGAAGAUGGAGAUAAGCGUGGCCGAAGCGGAGAAGCGAACAGGGAAGAAUGCAGUGAACAUGCUGGAGACUUAUACGGUGUACCUGAUUGAAACAAGGCGGGUUGAUUCUUCGGCUGAAAACCAGAACUUCUCCCCAGACUCCUUGUGGAGGCGCUACAGUGAAUUUGAGCUUCUGAGGAACUAUUUAUUAGUCACCUAUCCGUUUGUGAUCGUGCCCCCACUGCCGGAGAAGAGGGCAGAGUUUGUUUGGCAUAAGUUAUCGGCUGAUAACAUGGAUCCAGACUUUGUGGAAAGGAGGAGAAUUGGCCUGGAGAACUUCCUGCUCCGUGUGGCUUCCCACCCGAUCCUGUCCAAUGACAAAAUCUUCUACGAUUUCCUCACAGAGGAAAAUGGAUGGAAGGAAGAGGUAAUGGAGACUGGCUUCCAGCCAAAGGCUGAUUCAAGACUGAAGGCCCUAAACGCUACAUUCAGAGUAAAGAACCCUGACAAGCGGUUCACCGAGCUGAAACACUACAGUGAUGAGCUGCAGUCAGUCACAUCUCAGCUGCUGCGAGUUCGAGCCAGAGUAGCAGACCGUCUGUAUGGAGUCUACAAGGUCCAUGGGAACUACGGCAGGGUGUUCAGCGAGUGGAGUGCCAUAGAGAGGGAGAUGGGGGACGGACUGCAGAGCGCCGGUCAUCACAUGGAUGCUUACGCUGCCUCGAUUGACGAUAUCCUGGAAGAGGAGGAGAACUAUGCAGACCAACUGAAGGAGUAUCUGUUCUACGCAGAAGCUCUGAAGGCCGUGUGCAGGAAACAUGAGCUGCUGCAGUACGAGCUCGAGACGGCCGCCCAAGACCUGAUGUCCAAGAAGCAGCAGCGCGAGGAGCUGGCCAGCGGGACCGUACGGACCUUCUCCUUAAAAGGGAUGACCAGCAAGCUGUUCGGCCAGGAGACGCCAGAGCAGCGGGAAGCCAAGAUGAGGGUGCUGGAGGAGCAGAUCCAAGAGGGCGAGGAGUUGCUUCAAGAGAAGAAGACGGAAUGCGAUGAGUACGUGAGGAAUGCCUGGUCAGACAUGGAACGGUUCACAGUACAGAAAGACCGGGAUUUGAGGGAAGCCAUGAUCAGCUAUGCGGUGAUGCAGAUCAGCAUGUGUAAGAAGGGAAUUCAGGUGUGGACUAACGCUAAGGAAUGCUUUAGCAAAAUGUGAAGUUCUGAGCCAAGCCAGGCUGGCAGCUCACGGAGAGGUGCGGGGGCUGCCCCCCCGAGCGCCUUACAAGCAUGUCUGCCUGAAAAGUUGCAGCACAAGAUGAUUCUUUCUUACUGACUUAUAGCACAUAUUUAGGCAAUGGCAGAAUUUUUAAAUCACUAAUAAUCUCUUCACACAAUACGUAAAGAUUUUUUUUUUUUGCUGAUUGUUUAUCCAUGCUUUACUUUUUAUGUUCAUAAACUUGAAAUGAAAAUGUCUGUCCUUUUUGAAAAAAUAUAUUCUUUUCAUUUUCAGUAAAAUAGGUUGUUACCCUACUCAUCUGGUGCAUUUGCAGAUCUUCAGCUCGGUGUAUCAGUAACAAGGACGGGAUUGUUAAAUGAGCACUUUGAGUGCUACUUAUGUAGAAUCUGAAAAUCUGCAUCCCAGAAACAAAUGCAUGAGAUGGUGAACUAGAACUGUCAAUUUUUUUCUGGAAUAUUCCAAGAAAAAGCUUGACUUGCCUAAGAUGAAUGGUGAUUGCGUUGUUGUUAACAUUCAGAAAUGUAUCUCUGGAAUUGUGGAUUUAUAUUCUCCAGGUGGCUGACCAAAGACUAAUUAUUGCAUCAACUGAUAUAUUGUAUAUCUUGCAUUCUUUGAAUUUUGGUUAUUGACAACUGAAUAUGAAGGACAUAGAUUUUUUUUUUUUUGUAUUUUUCUUGCUGUGUGGGUCACAUACGUCACCUGAUCCAAAUACCUUCGCACCUGAUACUAUUUUUCAUACCUGUUACAAGUAUGCUUUCUCUAAUGAUCGCAUUUUGAAUGAGGUGACCCACAUCAGAAAGGAUUCUGUAUUUCUGGGGAAAUCGUUUGUAGUCACACAAAUGCUGAAAUUAAAAGGGAUUAACCUGAAAUGUGAUCGUUUGUCCGCUGGUAAUGUAAAAAAGUACACGGUGUUCUGUUUCUAUGGUUCUACACGUCAGGACAUGCCAAAAAUCACCUGGUCCUAGGAUUAAGCAAAUCUAACCUCAGGAUAGCAGAUUCCAGUACAUCAUUUAUUUAAUGAAAGAUUAGCCACUGUGCUGAAGCCAUGUGUGGAAAGAGUAAGUGCAUCUCGUGAUCCAGUAGCCGUGAGCAGAUAUAGUUCAGGGUCCACUAGAUGACAGAGCACCCUGGUCCUCUGCCUGCAAUACAAGCCAAAUCAUCACUCCUCCAGCACCACGCUUGGUAGUUGGUAUGAAGUGCAUCGUGCAUUAUGACCAAACAUCUCCACUUUGUCUGUAUGAAGGACACUUCCAGAAAUCAUCUGGUGUGUCUAGAAGUACUGCCAAAACACUGUGCUGUGGUGCCAUAUUCUUUUUGGAGAUAGAGGCAGUUCACUGACUGACUUUGCAUGGAACCUGUAUUAUUCAGUCAUCUCAUGAUUUUUCUGAUUGUAGAUUAAAGACCUUUAACAUUUAACAUGUUUACUGAGGCCUGUAGAACCCUUCAUUUAGGUCCCAGGGAGACAGCAUGUGUGUACUUACUUUUAUUCUGAGACAGUUUCUGCAUUCUGGAUUUUUGUUGAAUAAAUACCCAUUGAAAUCUG